This is a messenger RNA of Mycotypha africana, 1584 nucleotides long. Its product is annotated as low-affinity Fe(II) transport protein. Gene Ontology annotation, biological process: transmembrane transport. The coding region runs from base 1 to 1584 and encodes 527 amino acids. The transcript has 2 exons. The record is from RefSeq and is a predicted model, not a curated record. NCBI's taxonomy places the organism in Eukaryota, Fungi, Mucoromycota, Mucoromycetes, Mucorales, Mycotyphaceae.
AUGUCUUGCCCUGAAAAAGCUGGCUAUAAUAACACCAACGGUCCCAAAAAACGCGGUUUUGUACGACGUGUUGUCGAUUACGCGCAGGCACCAGGCAGACAAUUCGUUGUACAAUCGGCUGCACCAUCCAUUUUUGUCAAUAAGAAUGAUUUUGAAGAUGCAGGAUCAGUAGAAGAAGUGGCUAUUUCGAUCGUUGGCGACGAUGUCCCUGAAAGUACUUACAUAUACAAUGAAAACGACAAGAUUUCCUGGGGUUCUUCUCUCUUCAAUUGGCUCACUGAUAUUGCUGGUUCUCUCAGUAUCUUUCUCCUUACAUGUGCAAUCAUUUUAGCAUGGGCUAUAUGGGGCAUUGUCACCAGGGCUCCGGAUAACUGGCAGAUUGCUAUGCAAGAUGGUAGCUCCAUCCAAUGUUACAUUUCCGAUACCCUUCUGAUGCGUCAACAGCAUAAUAACACGAAUCGUUUGUUAGUUAUCCUUGCUCAACUCCGUUCUAGAUGUUCCACAGUUGAUCGAUUGAUCAAGCUCGUACAAAAAAGUAAUUCUGGUCUUACUCCAAACGAAUUAAAAGAGCUUGCCAACAAAACGCCUGAAGACUGUGUCGGCGAUGCUGCCAAAUUACCUACCGAGAAUUAUUUUGACGUAUGCUGCAACUGGGUUUCUGAAGCCCUCGGUUCUCUUUGGUCAUUAGCUAUUUAUUGGUGUGGAAUUAUCGCUUGGAUCGGCGUUGGCCCUUCAUUGGGCUUCAGUGACAAAUGGCAACUGUACAUCAAUACAGUUGUAUAUUCAGGUGUUGCUGUUCAGCUGACUUUUGUUAGUAUGUUUCUACAAAAUACUCGUCGCCGUCAUAUGGCGUAUCUUGAAAAAUGCCUCAAAUGUAUUCAAACUUCUGAUCAUCAACUUGAGAUUGAAUUGCGAGGAGUGGCCAAGGACAAUACCCCCAAUCCGAUCGUUUCUAUUGCCCCUCAUCCUGUUUCUAAGGGUGUUCGCUUUAUUGAUUAUUAUGGUGACAUUAUUGGUACUGGCAUUGGUGCAUUUAUCUCACUUUGUGUCUUCAUUGCUUGGUUUGCCAUCGGUAAUACUAUGAGCUGGAGUGAUGACUGGUGGUUGAUUAUUGGUACUUACACUGGAUUAGUCGGUUUCAUUGAUGGCUUUGUUUUACGUAAUGUAUACUUCCGUCAAGAUGCUCUCUUGGACGAACAGUUUGAAGUGCUCGCUGAUAAUGAUAAGGCCAUCUACCAAUUUUUGAAUCUCACUUUACCAAAGCAGAACUUUGAUGAAAAGAAGUCAUUCGGUCAACGCUUGAGUAAUUGGAUGGGAGAUAUCUGCUCUCACCCCAUUGCUGUUUUAUUCUCUGUACUGGUUGUUAUUGCUCUACUUUGCGCUGCUGGUGCUUUGAAGUUCAAUACAACUGCCCAAUUGUUCUGUAACACUCCCACUAUGAUUAUCGAAGGUUUCUUGUUGAUUGUUUUGCUCCAAGCCCAUAACUUGUCCAACACCAUCAGACGUGUCCAGAUGAAGGAUAUUCUUCUUAGGCGACUCCAUCUACUACAAUAUAUUCAAGCUUUAUUGCGCUCAAAGCAGUAA